This is a messenger RNA of Serendipita indica DSM 11827, 909 nucleotides long. Lineage: Eukaryota; Fungi; Basidiomycota; Agaricomycetes; Sebacinales; Serendipitaceae. The record is from the annotation of a GenBank genome assembly.
AUGACCCUAGCAGCCUUUGUGACCGCUGCUGUGAUCUCCAUUUCUUGGGAUAUCACGGCGCCUUGGUCCCAUUCGGACAUGGUCCAGUCCGAAACUGGGCAAGACUCGGUCCACGAGUCUGAUUCCUUCCGUACUGCCGUCAACGACUCGAUCGCUGAUCCAUUCAAGAUAAUUCCAAGUCCAUUAUUGGUCGAGAAGAGGCGUUUGAAGAAAUGGAGACGAACACCCAAACGACGACCUCUUACCCCUGAGACUUUCCUGCCAUUGGACAUCCCAAAAACACAAAGUCUUGAUACUGUGCAAUUGGGUACACCUUUGACUGAUCCCGCACUUGUUGUCACCCAGUCAGAGACUUCCUUUGACCCAGUAUCAGUGGAGCCAGUCACUCUACCCGAAGCAUCGUUCGAGUACGAGGAGACAGACGAACCAGUGAGGGCGGGUUCACUACAAGAGCCAUUUGAACGACCUGGAUCGAGACUCGGUUUCGCGUCCAAGGCGGCGCAUUCACGCAUUUUUGAUAAUGAAGAGGAACUUGAGGGCAUGGCUUCGGCUUUUGGCAAAGGACGAACGAAGCACUCAUCUUCACUACAGGUUGUAUCAAAGCUUGAUUACCCGCCCUUUGCGCCAACUUCAGAAGCCGCGUCGAGCGAUGGCUCCAUGAGCCCACCAUCGCCGGGAUUCCUGCCAUACGUACAACGAUUAGAGGAGAAUGAUAGCGACGAGGAGACUGUAUUCGAUAGUCCAUCUAAAUCUCCAUACAAUUGGCGGAACGUGUUGUCGCUUCUGGUCAAGGACACUUUUACAGAGUUUGUUGCUGAAGAGUUGGAGGAAGAGGAGGAUGCGCGAUAUCUUGUCGCUCGUCGUCCUCUACUAGAGACAAUCGAGGAAUUAAGUGAAGAAGACGAAUGA